This is a messenger RNA of Suncus etruscus (white-toothed pygmy shrew), 939 nucleotides long. Its product is annotated as olfactory receptor 5AN1-like. Gene Ontology annotation, cellular component: membrane. NCBI's taxonomy places the organism in Eukaryota, Metazoa, Chordata, Mammalia, Eulipotyphla, Soricidae. The record is from RefSeq and is a predicted model, not a curated record. Gene Ontology annotation, molecular function: odorant binding; olfactory receptor activity; G protein-coupled receptor activity. Gene Ontology annotation, biological process: G protein-coupled receptor signaling pathway; sensory perception of smell. The transcript has a single exon. Bases 1 to 939 code for a protein of 312 amino acids.
AUGGUAAAGGGAAGAAAUGUUACAGAAAUCACCCAGUUCAUUCUCUUGGGGUUUUCAGAUUUGCCUAGAAUCUUAAUGGUGCUCUUCAUUGUGUUCCUGUUAAUGUACAUUACCACUCUGACCUGGAACCUGAGCCUUAUUAUAUUAAUAAGGAUGGACUCCCACCUCCACACACCCAUGUACUUCUUCCUCAGCAACCUGUCCUUCAUAGAUAUCUGCUAUGUGACCACUACAGUCCCCAAGAUGCUCUCAGGAUUCUUCCAGGAGCAGUCAACUGUCACUGUCAUGGGUUGUACUGUUCAAUACUUUGCUUUUUCAUGGAUGGGCCUGAGUGAGUCUUGUGUCAUGACAGCCAUGGCUUAUGAUCGCUAUGCUGCCAUUUGUAAGCCACUCCUCUAUUCAUCAAUCAUGUCGCCCACCUUUUGUGUUCAGAUGGUGUUGGGAUCCUAUGUGGCUGCACUCUCGGGUGCUGUAGCCCAAUUGUGUGCCAUUCUUCGACUUUACUUCUGUGGACCUAAUAUCAUCAAUCACUUCUUCUGUGAUUUGCCCCAAUUGUUAAACUUAUCCUGUAAUGACACUUUCCUUUCACGAGUCAUACUGGCUAUAGUCACCUUGUUCUUUGAAGUAACCAAUGCCCUGCCUAUCAUGAUAUCCUAUGUCUAUAUUGUCCUCUCUAUCUUAAAGAUCACUUCAGCUAAAGGCAGAAUCAAGGCUUUCAACACAUGUGCUUCUCACCUGACAGCUGUCUCCUUCUUUUAUAUCUCAAGUAUAGUUGUUUAUUUGAGUUCCAGCACUGGAAGCUCUUCAACUGUUGACAGACUUGGAUCAGUGUUCUAUACUGUGUUGAUCCCCUUGUUGAACCCUUUGAUUUACAGUCUGAGGAACAGGGAAAUUAAAGAUGCCAUGAAGAAGCUUCCAAAGAAGAGAGGGCAUUGCUGA